This is a messenger RNA of Ornithodoros turicata, 5252 nucleotides long. Its product is annotated as zinc finger protein OZF-like. Gene Ontology annotation, biological process: regulation of gene expression. Lineage: Eukaryota; Metazoa; Arthropoda; Arachnida; Ixodida; Argasidae. The coding region runs from base 4497 to 5186 and encodes 229 amino acids. Gene Ontology annotation, cellular component: nucleus. The record is from RefSeq and is a predicted model, not a curated record. The transcript has 2 exons.
GGUUAUGGGGUGACUGAUUGUGCAUGGAGCUGCUCUCCUCGAAUCUCGCGGAAAGGUCCCAAAUUUGCAACCCUGCCAGAGAAACGACUGGCCGUUGCUUCGGUCACAGAGGCUUCCGGAUGACGUGGCUUCCACUGCAAAGCGUGCGUGGCUCAGCCCGUGCGGAGAAAUUUUCAUAUUCUACAAUUUUUUUUGUUUCGCGCAAGUUUAAAGGGGUUGUGUGUCAUGUGUUCGUGCUCAGGGUUUUUAUAAUAUGGAAGGAAAACAAUUUUUACGUGCUAUAGCUAGUGAUGCAUAAUGUGAGUGAGUUACAGAUCAUGGCACACACUUUAUGUUUCAGCUCUGACAUCAGAGGGGUGAGAGCUUUGACUAUCAUGUGACCUCUGGAAGCCACCUCAUUGGCAGAGAUGCUUGCAGUGAUGUCGGAGCUGUAUGAGUUUCUGUAUUGUACAUGUGGAGUUUCCGUGUGUUUAUUGUCCCUGUAGAUCUGAAACACAGAUAACCUUUCCUUUUUUUUUUUAUGUCUAUCAGGUAUAAUCUGGGUCAGAGUGCCACAACCCCUCUAAUGGGUUUGGUUGUAGCCUUCCAUAUUAUAGUAUAGGCUUGUUUUACUGUUUCUUGUUGCUUCUUGAUCUGUUUGAUAUAGCUGUAUCUCGAGUUGUCUUUUAAGCUUUGAAUCUACCAAUUCAAGUAUUGUGUGUUCAGACUGUAACUGAGGCAAACACUUGUAACAUGAGCUUAGUGUGUUCUAGUCAUUAGAUCACAUUGUGCCACAAGGACAGUAUUGUUUUUAUUUUGUACAAUUUAAAAAAACAAUUUGCAAUUGAGCACCAGUCUCAUAUGAUUCCCAUUUUGAACAGCACUGACCAUACUGAGCACUCGGUAUGAUAUUUUACUUAAACCGAACCAAGUUGGUGCGUAUGCUUAUGGCCCCUUACAUCCAGACUUGUGUGUAUUCUUUUCUGCUUAGCUGAUUUCAGUGGAAGAUCUUGUCACAUAACAAACUUGACUCUCGUAACAAACUUGCUGCCUCUUCCGUAAUAUAAAAUUCAAUCCAGUUUCUUUUCUCUAAUUUUUUUUUUUUUUAAAGCAUCUUCCAUCCGAUUAGCUUAUAAGCGCACAAGUCUGAGUACAGGCUCACGGGACGCCGGCCAGCCUAAUGAGAUCUGAGAGGGGUGUUUCCAGCGUGGAGCUUGUUGCCAAAAGUGGUCCUCAAACGGAUGUUCUUCCACACGUAGGAAAACAGACGACGCCUCGGAGGAAGGCGGGGAGAGAUUCGCACGUCUUCUUGGCCCCUGCAAGUUGCGCGACUCGUGUGUAUCACUGUCGCGCUUGCGGCAAGACUUUUACCAGGAAGCAUACCAUGGUGAACCAUUUUUGCGUUUGAUACGGCUGCUGCAGUAUACUAUUGUGCACUCCAUGUUUUUUUUUUCUUUUUUUUUUUUUUAUGUGUGUGUGUUGUUGUUUUGUAAUGAGAGAACCGUGGAGUGAGAAACAUGGGGCUUCUGCUAUAACCGCAGUAAAUAAGCAAUACGAAAUCAUGGAAGCUCGUUGGUCAGCGUAGCGCUGCGUUCUUGAAGGGUUCUCUUACAUAUUUAUCAUCUGUGAGGUAUUGAAAUCGUUGGGAGAAAUCAAACUGAUUUGUAAUGUAAUGUAGUAAAAAAAAAUGCACUGUUCACUGAUAACAGUAAGUGGCAUCUAAUGUGGAUUAAUUGCAACAUAAGCACGCUUUUCUACUGAACAGAACAGGACUGAAAGUUUACAAUUGAGAGCUUGAUGCCAUCAAAAGACAGAUUCCCUAAACGCAAGUGCUGCGUUCCUCCUUGGGUCCGUGUCAGCAAUAAUAAAAUAUAAGAGGGGAAAAAGGAAUAACUAUAUUAUUAUGUAUGUAUUUGUUGUAUGUAUUUGUACUUUCUAUGUGUUCCAGCCUCAGAACAUCAAUCGUCUCAUAUAUUAAUACUAUGACUAUGUUGUUAUUGUCAGAUUGGUUAAGGACCUGUUAUAGUCUGGGUUUUGAGUUUGCCACAGAAAUUCCAGACAUUCAAUCUGAUUUCAUUUCACAAAGUACCCCCAAAAUGAUAACCAGUACAAACUAAAGAAAUAUCCUAUCUGGGAUCCCGUGUACUUUACAUUUUCACUGCUUCUGGAAUGAGAGCUUUUCGUUUACAUGCUAUACAACUGCAACACAUUCCUGAGCUAUUCAACAUUUGUUCUUGCAUUGUGCAGCGUACAAGAGUUUUUGUCACUGCUCGUGGUGAAACUACUUCAGUGUGUAGCAUUUUUUGUACAAAACUUACCUAACCAUUGUUAUACCUGCUUCUUCAAUUUUGUUUCUUUGGUUUGGCUACUACUGAUUCUGUGUCGAUUCUCUGAAUUGUAAGGCAAAUGAAAUGGUAUUGCAGAGAAAUACGGCUUUGAACUUUGAACAUACAGUGGAACAACAAAGGGUGGAAUUUUAGGGUAUAAUGUCACAAAGUUUUAUGUUCCGAAGUGUGCUAUGUGUGCAGAGAAGUAUGUGUGGUGUUUCUUCUUUUUGACGCAAAUUUGUCUCUCUGAGUUCAUAAAUGCUUCGAAAACAAUGAAGUGUUUUGAUUGCACCCACUUAUGUAUUUACACAAAAUACGUGUACAAGCCGGCUGCUUAAUGUAAUGUAUGCUGCUCUGUUGUUUCCACUUGCAUUACUUUGUAAGAUGACUUGCGUGACGUUUACAAAUUUUAAUUGUGUAGAGCAACAGCGUCAGUGAUCACACGUGCGUGAAAAUACCUGGUAUGUACUGGCAGGUUUGUGUUUUGUGACAUUUAUUGCUAAGAUCAUUUUAAUUAAUAGCUUUUAAUCACUGGCUUCUUCUAGACAUUUUUGAGUAUCUGCAUAUUUUCUGUGGCAGAGAUCUUAUUCUCCAGACCACAUUAAACACAACCAAAUGGACAUCACUGGAUUCUACAUAAUAUGGCUUGUUCUUGCUCACCACUGAAAAUGUUUAUAUGUGCACAUCUUUCCGUGUAAAUUUAGAAUCUCCGCUUUGUAUUAGGAGCCCUGCUCUGUCUUACCAAAAACUGAUAUAAUUUGAUGCUUCGGAAUAUGUAGUUAUUUUAGUAUUCUUACUUGCACAGCCUUUCUGUGCAAGGUUUCCUUCCUGACUAAACACAUAAGAAUUGUUCUAGAAAUUUGAUGCCACUUUGUCUGUCAGUGAAACAGCCAAUGAUCUCUGAAUACAAGCAUGUAUGUAGCUCUGUAUAUGCAAAUUCCAUGCCAUUAUGAUGGCAGCGUAUUUGAGCAUAACUUCCUAUUAUUGUUUUUUGUGCAUUGUGCCGUAUAUUGUCACUCACCUUUUCUUUUGAAGGGUACAGUCUGUAGGCUCGACCGAAUGCUUUUAUCUGCGUGUUGGGCUUUUCGAAAUGGCCGCGACACGUAGCUCUGUGUAACGUCGCGUGAUAUUGUAGCUUCCCAUGUAACAUAGCUGUACAUAGUUGGUGAAAAGUAAUCUGCACGCAGUUAUUUGCCUUUCUUUUAUAGCUUAGUGUGGUCAUUUAGGCUUCCACCUUUGCACGAUUUCAGCAUGCGGUUCAUGUACCUGUUCUUUGGCAAGUCGUGGCUGUAAAUGAGAAGGUGCACAAUAAAUUUCUCACGUUACUUUACCUUAUUACCUUACUUUACCAUCAUCUUUCUCACCACCUCUGGUAUGUGUUUUACAGCUACACUGUUAAUGUAAAAGAUGAGCUCUACCUUUUGGAACAUGCCCUCAUUGCAUUAUGGAUACAAAAUCCCACAUUAUACUCAACAUUGUGGUGAGAUAGCAGCCGAACAAUUGUCUCCAUAGAUGAUGUCGUGAUGUAGAGUAUGCUGUAUGUCCAGGAACGGAAGUGACAGGUGUGCACAAAUGAAAUGACGGCAGAGUAUAUAAAAUUGAUACAAGAAAGUGUGGUUUCCUUUAGUCUCCCAAAAUAAUAAGUGUUGGAAUAUACAGUUCCAUAGUGUUAUAUGCAAGAAUUUAAAGAUCAUAGGCCACUUGGCAAUUUAAUGUCACAAUGAUCCGCAUGACCGUUUUAUGACCGAGGAAUGAUCCAUGCCAACAUUACCUCUGGGACCGUUCCUUUCUAGGGGUAUACACAUAUUUUUAGAAAUUUUCUUUUCCUUUUUUUUUUAAAUUACAUUAUCAUUAGUAUCAAACUGUGACAAGUAACACCUAGUAGGCAUCAGAAAUGUUUCCUCCCUUCCAUAUUUGUAGUUGCCACAGUGAUUGCACCCUCGAAGAAAUGACUGUAUGUACUGCCCAAUUAAAAAGCUAAAGUAAGAAAACAAUAGAAGAAAUGAAUUUAAAUAUACAAGAACGAAAGAUAAGCAUUCGAAUAAUUUCAAAUAAACGACUUGUCGUACAACAACGGUGGUCUCCAAAGUUGUGAACUUCGGAAAAAUCUUUCUCUUCCUGUUGUUGUUGUUGUUUUCGUGCCCGUCCGUUGUUAGCUGCUUUGUUCGCUCGUUGAAUGUAUAUAUCUCGAUGCUCUUUCCAGAAGCAAAUUGUGAGCGCGUCGGACGGUUGUGCUGCCACUUCUGUAACUACACGACGUCUUACAGCACGACGCUGGUGCGGCACAUUAGAACUCACACGGGCGAACGCCCCUACCGGUGCAUCAAUUGCUCCAAAGGGUUUACCACAAAGCAGCAGCUGGAGAAGCACUGCACCCAGCCCACCAGGCCGUGCUUCCUCCCGUUUGUGUGCGGCCGCUGUUCGCUGCGCUUUGCAACAGCGUCCUCGUACCAGCAUCAUCAAGAAGUAGAACACGGUUUUGUCAGUGUGGAAAAAAAAAUUCCAGUACCCCUGCGUAUCCCGAGCGGGCUGAGCCUGACUGCCGGGAAGCAGCGCAAGUUUCCCUGCAGCUUCUGCAGCUACACGAGCGACUACCGGGCCAAGCUGAACCGGCACAUGCGCCUGCACACGGGCGAACGCCCCUUCACCUGCGACAUCUGCGGCCGGGCGUUUUCGCGCAAGGACCACCUCCAGAAACACCUGCCGACGCACGAGGGACGUCCCAAGGACCACCACGGGAUCAUGGACUUCCUGCCGAGCCUGCUGGGGAUUGCGUCCCAACAUCCGUACCGGUGUAAGCUUUGCGGACGGGGAUUCAUUCAGAAGCACCAUUUUGAGAGACACGCCAAAACGCAUAACGAGCACUUUGUCGAUUAUUGACUCGAGGGGUGCAGCAGGUUGUGAGAAACACUGCCGGUAACUUUUCUUGUUUUUUGGGGGCGGGGG